Molecule: messenger RNA, 2044 nt
Organism: Anopheles funestus (African malaria mosquito)
Lineage: Eukaryota; Metazoa; Arthropoda; Insecta; Diptera; Culicidae
Gene: GPHR
Product: Golgi pH regulator
Exons: 5
Coding region: 218-1576 (452 amino acids)
Biological process (GO): intracellular pH reduction
Cellular component (GO): Golgi cisterna membrane
Molecular function (GO): voltage-gated monoatomic anion channel activity
Source: RefSeq, a predicted model, not a curated record
CAAUCUUUUUUGUCACCUGGGCCUGGGCCGUAGUUUGACAGACGUUGAAAAUGCCGAAAUAAACAAACAUUUUUGCCACGGUAAAACAAAUUCGUUAACAGAAUUCUUCGCUAGUUUAGGGUGCCAAAAACUGCAAAGGCAAACGAAACGAUGCGAGCUCAUUGCAAUUAAAGCACUUCGUACCGCAUCCGAACACAAUCUCAACUCAGGCAGCUAAAUGGAGUUGCCAUUACUCGGCGAUACGCUGAUCGUUCUUGUGUCGCAGCUCAUUUUCUUCAUCGGAGGAUGGGUAUUUUUCGUGAAACAGCUCUUCCGCAACUACGAAAUACGGCAUGUGUUCGUACAGCUCAUCUUCUCAUCCACGUUGGCCCUUUCGCUGACGAUGUUCGAGCUGAUUAUUUUCGAAAUCAUCGGCUUCUUGGAUUCAACGUCACGCUAUUUCCACUGGCGCCUGGGACUAACGCUGCUGCUUAUCAUGGUGAUCGCCGUAAUACCGUACUUGAUCGCAUAUUCCUGCAUCAGUAAUGUGCGAAUAGUGCCUGCCAGAUGGGUUCAACCAUUGACGACACUCAUCUGGCUUUGCUAUUUGUACGGUUUCUGGCGCAUAGGUGACCCGUUUCCACUGCUAAGCGUAAGCCGAGGCAUCUUUACGAUCGAGCAAGCAGUAUCACGUAUCGGUGUGGUCGGUGUUACCGUGAUGGCGAUACUGUCCGGAUUCGGUGCAGUAAACUACCCUUACACCAGCAUGUCUUAUUUCAUUCGCCCCGUUUUACAAAGCGAUGUGGUGAACCUAGAACGACGAUUGCUGCAAACGAUAGACAUGAUACUGGUGAAGAAGAAGCGCAUUGCGCUUGACCGUAGGAGGAACAAACCGAACCAAAAACAAAGCAUCUGGGGCAUGAUAAGCAGUGUCACGCAAAGACCUGCCGGUGCUGAAAACAUUGGCCAGCUACGAUUAGAAAUUUCCGCACUGGAAGAACUGUCCCGACAACUGUUCCUUGAAGCGCACUCGAUGAAAAACAUGCAGGAACGGCAACGAUGGGCAGCAACACUGCAGGGCAAAUAUUUUAACGUGCUGGGGCAUUUUUUUAGCCUUUACUGUUUGUGGAAAAUUUUCAUCUGCACAAUAAAUAUAAUUUUCGACCGGGUCGGCAAAAAGGAUCCGGUAACGCGCGGCAUCGAGAUUGCGGUGCACUGGUGCGGGUUCGAGAUGGACAUUGCGUUCUGGAGCCAGCACGUUUCCUUCCUGCUCGUGGGCUGCAUCGUGGUCACCUCCAUCCGUGGCCUGUUGCUAACGUUGACGAAAUUUUUCUACAAAAUUUCCUCCAGCAAAUCGUCCAACAUUAUCGUGCUGGUGCUGGCCCAGAUAAUGGGCAUGUACUUCUGCUCGUCCGUGCUGCUAAUGCGCAUGAAUAUGCCGGCCGAGUAUCGGGUCAUCAUAACGGAGGUGCUGGGCGGUUUGCACUUUAACUUCUACCACCGAUGGUUCGAUGUGAUCUUUCUAGUUAGCGCUCUAGCGACCAUUGUCGUGCUGUAUCUGCUUCAUAAGCCACCGAACGUCGACUCUAGUAUGUAACGAGGGCAAACAUAAUUUGAUUAUUGCCUGCAAUCUGCAUGCCACGCAAAAAAAAACUCCGCGGUGGGAUGAUGAGACGUUACGACUGUUCUACGUGUAACCUUCAAUGCCAUGCGAUGUGGACCAAACGCGGACAAGCCUCUACGCUAAUGUAACGAAAGCCAAGUGAUCGUAUUAAUAAUUGCAGUUAAUGUUCAUUACCUUUUAGCCGGCUCAUGUUGCCCUCCGAAACAGCAACAGUGGCAGAGUGUUCUCGUACCGACACCCCAAAUAUGCGCCAUGCAAUUUCUCUCACGCGUUACGCUUGAUUAAUCUGCUUUAGUUUUGUUCUUUUAGUUUUUUUUAAUUCAUUCCGACCUACGCGACGGGAAGCUGGAGACAUUAUGAUAACUGUUGAUGUAAAUAAUCGAGAGGAAAAAAAACCCAACAAUCAAUAGCAACAAAUAAACCGUUGUAUUGGAAUGGAAA